This is a messenger RNA of Helicoverpa zea (corn earworm), 1169 nucleotides long. RefSeq lists its product as uncharacterized. NCBI's taxonomy places the organism in Eukaryota, Metazoa, Arthropoda, Insecta, Lepidoptera, Noctuidae. The record is from RefSeq and is a predicted model, not a curated record. The coding region runs from base 421 to 1086 and encodes 221 amino acids. The transcript is spliced from 5 exons.
CUCCUAAUUUAUUGAGCGGGCACUGAGAAAGAUUUUGAUAGAAUAGAGUAUUUUUAAUGUUACCAGUAAAGGGAAACGAAAAUUGACCUUAUCACUCAUUGCAAAAGAAAAAUACUUCUUAGAUUAUAUCAAAUACUGUCUGUCUCUUGGCAAGGCUAGUAGAAAAAAAACGCAAAACUUCAAAAAUGUUUUUAUCUUCCCUCAUUGAAGAAAUUCUACUACAAAUCAAAUUUUUGGCAUCAAAAGCAAUUCUAAAUUAUGUAGGGUGUCAAUUAGCUAAAAUAGUAAUAAUAAAUCUCAAAAAUAUUAACGUUAUAAAUUGAGGUAAAAUUGGUAUCGUGUGUCACUUUGUUGACGCAUAAUAAAGUAAAAUAAAAAGAAAAUAAUCUGUUUACUUUCAGAAAUAAAUCUUCAAACAAAAUGGAUUUCAAGACAACAACAACUAACGACUUUCAAUGGCCGUUUUCAAAACCCGUAAUAGGAAAACCAUGCGAGCCGCCAAGUCCAGAUACGGCACCGAUCGUGCGUCCUGCCCCCGUAGCUCCGUACUGCCACUGCGAUGCACACUCCUACUCGCCCAGAGUGGAGCAGUACAAACAACUGCUUGAAAAGGAGCAGAAGCUAUGCCAGGACUAUGAGCAGUUGAGGAAACAGAUGGUUGAUGUGACAAACGAUAUUCUAGAUCAUCCUUGUGAUGAUCUCGACGGAAAAAUGAUGACGAUGUAUCAAGCUACCUUCAAGAAAAGAUCAUUUCCAAUGACGGACUACAGGACGAUCAUAGCAGCCUCUCAGUCCAAUGCUCCUAUUCCAAUGGAGACCAACAGUCUUGGCAUGCUGCGAUGUUACAAGGACCCCACCAACUUCACCGACAAGCCGCCUACUGUUCGACCCACGAUCAACCCUCCAGGGCCGAUUCACACGGGCGUAGCUCCACAAGCCAUACAGACCUGGUUCGCAGAGUACCCCGGCAGGACAGAGUAUAUGGAUACCUACAGUGCCUCUGCUAAAGCUUGCUGGAGGUCCAUGCAGAGAUACAAGGAACCCAUGCCUUCGACAAGAAGACGGGCAGACGAUACCUGCAUCUGAUAGGCGCGCUCGUGGAAUGAGAAAUAUUUGUUUGGUAUUCGUAAGUUUAUAUGUACAGAUCAAGAUUAAAAUAAGGGAAGAUA